AUGCCUACCAACACCUCAGCAGGAGCGAGUGAGGACCAGCGUGCCUCUCUGAUUUCCCGAGUCCUUCCUAGAAUGACUAUGUCGGAGGGAUCAAGUCCGCUCACUCGCCCCCUCGCUCCAGUGCCCUUUACAGAUGGUCGCUCACGAGCAGAAGCACGAUUUCAAGUUCAGGGCAAAGCCAUAGUCACCGGCGGAGCAGGAGGACUAGGCUUAGUCUCUGCACAGGCUCUCCUGGAACAUGGACUCUCCUCACUAUGUAUCAUGGACCUCCCCAGUACGUUGGAGACGUCAUCAGAACAAAUUCAAUCACUAGCAUCAAAGUUCCCCUCUGCCAAUAUAACCAAAAUUCCCCUGGACGUGACAUCAAUGGAGUCAAUCGAAGCCGCAUUUGAACAAGCAAACAAGACAAUGGAAGGUAUCGACAUCCUCUGCUGCUUCGCUGGGAUCCCCGGCUGCCAACCAUCCCUCUCAGUAACACCCGACCAAUUCAACAGAGUUAUAGACGUCAACCUAACUGGAUCCUUUUUCUGCGCCCAGGCAGCAGCAAAGCGCAUGGAAUCCUCAGGCAAAGGCGGGUGUGUUUUAUUCACUGCGUCGAUAUCUGCCCAUCUUACCAAUUUCCCGCAGCCGCAGGCGGCUUACAAUGCGAGCAAGGCUGGGGUCGCGCAUAUGACUCGCAGUCUGGCUGCUGAGUGGGCUGUUCAUGGGAUCAGAGUAAAUAGUAUUAGUCCCGGGUAUAUGGAUACUAUUCUUAAUGCUGGGGACAGUUUGGCGGAUGUUAGGAAGAUUUGGGAUUCUCGUUGUCCGAUGGGCCGGAUGGGAGAUCCUGAAGAGAUUACUGGGGCUGUAGUUCUUCUGUGUAGUUAUCGUGCAGGACGGUACAUCACUGGUGCUGAUAUUGCUGUUGAUGGGGGGACUUUGGCUCUGUGA
This is a messenger RNA of Penicillium roqueforti, 930 nucleotides long. RefSeq lists its product as uncharacterized. Lineage: Eukaryota; Fungi; Ascomycota; Eurotiomycetes; Eurotiales; Aspergillaceae. The coding region runs from base 1 to 930 and encodes 309 amino acids. The transcript has a single exon. The record is from RefSeq and is a predicted model, not a curated record. Gene Ontology annotation, molecular function: oxidoreductase activity, acting on the CH-OH group of donors, NAD or NADP as acceptor.